Ailuropoda melanoleuca (giant panda) is the source of this 1179-nucleotide messenger RNA. Its product is annotated as IQ domain-containing protein F1. Lineage: Eukaryota; Metazoa; Chordata; Mammalia; Carnivora; Ursidae. The record is from RefSeq and is a predicted model, not a curated record. Bases 550 to 1173 code for a protein of 207 amino acids. Gene Ontology annotation, molecular function: calmodulin binding. The transcript has 5 exons.
UUUUUUUAAGAUUUUAUUUAUUUAUUUGUCAGAGAGCGGGCGAGAGAGAGCACAAGCAGGGGGAGCGGCAGGCAGAGGGAGAAGCAGGCUCCCUGCUGAGCAAGGAGCCCAAUGCGGGACUCGAUCCCAAGACCCUGGGAUCAUGACCUGAGCCCAAGGCAGACGCUUAACAAACUGAGCUACCCAGGUGUCCUGGCUGAGGGCUUUUUAUCCUUUUCCAUGGAACUCGGGGAUGGAGACCUCAGCCAGCUCCUGGUCCCUGAGUAUCCUCUAUGACCUUAUCUGUCCAGCUCCCCGCCCACGGCUCUGGGCUGCUUGCUAGGGGUCAGAAGCUGCUGACCCCUGGACUAGGAAGCCGUGGCUGUCCAAUGAUGUGUCAGGGCUGGUUGCGGAGUCUGAGAACUGAAAUGAAGACAGCGAGGACUGCAAGUCAGGCUGACCUGCCCCAUCCAGGCCAGGUCUCCCUCUCCACUUAUCUACCCAUCCGUGGCUAGAGCAACACAGACCUGAGGGGAUUUGAACCAUCUACACCCAAUCCAUGUGGGGCCAAUGGAGGAGGACCAGCCUGAACAAAUUAAUGAACAAACUGAAGAUGAGCCUCAGCAGAAAGAGGAACCGACUGGUUUCUCCUCAGAAUCACUGACCUCAGAGAAGAAGGUGGAGGCUGAAGAUGUAGAUACAGUCAAGACAGAGAAAGUGGAUAGUGCUGAAAGUGGAGCUAGACAAACCCCAGGAAAUCAACAUAAGCCCUCUACCAGCAAUCCAGAAGUCAUAAAGAUCCAGGCCUGGUGGCGGGGCACCCUGGUGCGCCGGACACUGCUGCAUGCAGUAAUCAGAGCAUUGAUCAUUCAGCGCUGGUGGAAGCAGAUCCUGACAAAGCUGAUGGAGAAGAGGCGGCGUGCAGCACUGGAGACCUUUACACGGAAGGAGUGGGCAGCGGUCAAGCUGCAGUCCUGGGUCCGCAUGUGGCGCAUCCGUAGACGCUAUUGCCGUUUGCUCAAUGCUGCCCGCAUUAUCCAGGCCUACUGGAGGUGCCACACCUGCGCUUCCCGGGGUUUCAUCAAGGGCCAUUACAGAGUCACGGCCAACCAGCUGCAUCUCGAGCUAGAGAUCCUGCUGGGCUCAGGGCCUUGCCUCGUGUCAGAGUGUAUUCCCCUCCCAAUAAAGCAGUGAAGUGGU